This is a messenger RNA of Tribolium madens (black flour beetle), 1074 nucleotides long. RefSeq lists its product as uncharacterized. Bases 107 to 796 code for a protein of 229 amino acids. The record is from RefSeq and is a predicted model, not a curated record. Lineage: Eukaryota; Metazoa; Arthropoda; Insecta; Coleoptera; Tenebrionidae. The transcript is spliced from 4 exons.
UGAGAGAGAAAGACAAAACCAGCAGUGAUAUAUUCUGGGAAAGUGAAAAUGCAGCGGUUAUUAUUUUUCGUUGUGGGUUGAAUUCUGUUAAGUUUUUAUUUCUGGAAUGUUGCCUGUGUUGAGAGUAAAUAAACCCGCCGAUUUGAAGCAGAAUAAGACGUCGUGUUUCGUUUGUAUUACGCUGCGACAAUGGGCGAUUUUGUUUUCGAUUCUAAUUUUUAUUAUUAUGGCGAUAAUAACAACCUGUACGGUAUUGGGUACUUUACACACCAAACAACUUCUGCAUCUUCUUGAAGAUGAUAUUGAAGAAGAAAGAGACAAACACCGAUGGGAUGAUGAGAAAUCAAUCAGUUCUAAUGAAGCGCGAUUGCAACAUUCGCAAGAUAUUGUUUUGACUUUUAGCAAAAUUCUUUCAAUCUGCAUGUGGUUGGCAUGGCUUAACCUCGUCUUGGCAGCUAUCUUAAUCUAUGGUGUAACCACAAUGACUUCCGUCUACAUCAUCCCUUGGAUCCUCAUCAGUGGCACUACUUACCUACUAGCGAUCACAACCGUGAUUAUGGCAUAUUUCAGUUUAAUCCCAGGAUUAUACAUCAGUUAUUCAGUCUUACUGGUGUGUUUAGCCGGCUCUCUCAUCUUCAUCGAAAUGUGGUAUACCAUCGUGUUGUAUUACGUAAGUUUGGGUCGAGCUCGCUGCUCAAGAUACGGUUCCAUGUCUCCGACGGUGAUCCAUGCCUAUGGCGGCUACACCCACACCAUUCAACCAAUGAGUAACGACCCGAACAAACCUCUAGUCUAAAUAUUUACCAAAAUUAUAUCGAYUUUUGAUGUUAGACGGCGACGCUCGCCACUGCUUCGUAGAAAGUCCAAAUUAGAACAAAGACAAUAAUAAUGAGAUCGGCAUUGUGACACUCAUUAUUAGCCAUUUGUGAUAUUAUAAGUGAGUUUCACGAUCAUUUUCUUCCUUCUAUACUGUUGUAUUGAAUUAAUUGUGUCUUAUAUGAAACUUGCACAAAUGUGGCGCUAUUUUUCUGUGAAUUUCCAUAGAGAUGUACUGAAUAAAGUUUAUGUGUUUUA